CCCAAAUUACUUAACCAAACCCUAAAUCGGCACGUUUAAUAAAAUCACCUCACGGCUCCUUCCCUUCGCGUCUCCGGUCGCCGGCGGCCAGCCUGAAAGAGCUAAAACAAGACCCCCAAAUUCCCGUCCCCCGCCCCCACAAAACCGAAAAAAAGGCAGUAGAUGUCGAAAACCCGCGCCCUCACUAAACGCUAGCUAGCUUUCCGAAUCGCCUUUCUCGAGUCUCAACUGCCCUCCUUUUUUCCUUCUUCCCCUCGACGGUGGCCCGAUGGAGAGGAGCAGCGAGCCCCGCCAGCCGUAUCCCGCCGGAGAAGAAGGCAGAGGCGCCGGCGGCAAGCUCAGGAAGCGUCCCGCGAGGAGAGCUGCUACGCCUUAUGCUCGGCCGCAGCAGAGCUUGGCACAGCGCACGCGGCCGUGGCUCUCGAAGCUCGCUAACCUAAUUUUGCCCAGCUACUUCUCUCAAUCGGGCAAUGCCCUCCCAGCUCCUCCUGCUGCUGAACGAGGAGUUGGAGAUGAAGAAGAAGAAGAAGAUGAUCACGGUGAGUCUGGCAAUCAGGUUGAAGAAAAUGUCGGAAGGGAUGAAAUCAGUUUGUCAUUCAAUCAUCUGGGUUCGGGAUCAACUGAACUCGGUGGCACUAAUGAAGUCACCAAUGAAUUAAAUUCUCAUCCAGAGAUUGAAAGAGUUGAAGAACAUCAUACAGUGAACACUUCUGAUCUUGAUGGGGUUUCUACAAUCGAGCAGUUACUGAUGAACAAAAAGUUUUCUAGGGAUGAAGUCAAUCGGUUGAUUGAGAUAAUUCACUCAAGGGCUGCUAAUUCUCCCAAUAAGGAGGAAGAGAAGCAGCAUUCUGGUAUGUUUGGGCGGGAUGCUGGACCUUCGGCUUUCCUUGAAGAUUCACAAAGGUGCAGAGAAGCUGAGAAGAAGCACAUGAGUUCAAUUACACAAGGUUUUUUCCAGCCUGCAGCUUGGGCUGAAACUUCAAGAAAGUCUACUGAAGUACAGCAUGAAGAUACGAACAGAACAACUUGGGGAGGCUCAACUCCUCUUAUCCAGUCGACUGUUGAAGAUGAAGUUGGUGCUUCACCAAUCCAAAUUGCCAAAGCGUACAUGCAAAAACGGACAUCAGGAUUAGGAUUAGAGGAUGCAGCUGUAAAAGAUGAAGGGCCUUCAUCUCGUGGAGAUGAGAUGGCACUACAACCAUUUACCCCUUCAUCUUCUAUUAGGCCGUCACCAUGCUGGCCAGGUGCCAGGGUGCGAGAUCAGAAUGAGUAUGCUGCACCCCUCAGCCAAAGCGGGAGAUUCGGGCUCCAAAGUUUUCCUAGGACCCCUUAUUCUAGAGCUAUUGCCUCAAAAUCAAAGUCCAAGCUGAUUCAAUUGCAAGGGAGCAGUAGAAGAUCCCUGAACAUGCUGUCAACUCCAUUUCAGCCGCCUCAAUCAUCCACUUAUGGGCAGUUCAGUUCAAGGGAGAGGAAGUUGGAUUUUGGUGAAGGAUCUGUAGGACCUAUCCGAAGAACAAGAAGGCAGGGUGCUGGUGUAGAGCUUUCAGCUAGAGGAUCUCCAUUUGUCAGGCCAUCUGUGGAUACUCCUAAAAUUGAAAACAUCGAUGUGCCAGAGGGGAUAUUUUCUGCUUGGAAGAAAGAAUCAGAAACGGGAAGAAAGCCUCAUUCCGAAGUCAGUACUCCUACCGUUCCUUCACAUUCUAGCCAGGUAGCUCGCAAGAUUUUGGAGCAUCUGGACAGAAACCCAGUUACUCCAAAGCAAAAGUCUGAUGAAUUAAGGCUCGCCACUUCAUGGAAGAAGCCUGAGUCUUCUUCUGACAUAACUGCUUUCACGCCACUCAAGCGUGAUAGCUUGCCUCAAUUUGGGAUUCUGGAUUCAUCAGGAAAUUCUAAUCAGGCUGAUAAUAAAAAGAAGUCUUUGCAUUGGAGUGAAGAUAGAGGGAAGUCCCUUUUCAAGGAUCCUCAGGAGACCACUAAUGAUGUGAAUGGAAAAUCUUCUGCCCCUGGCAUAACAAUUGGCAGUAAUGCUGUUGAUCCCGGGCCUUCACCAGUUCUAAAGAAAAAUGUGGAUUCAGAAAUCGUGAAAGCGAAUGAGGUUUCAAGUCUACAAAAGAAGCCUCCAGCGCAUUCUUCAGGGACUAGACCAGUUCUGUCCUCUAUCGCCAUUGGAAAGCGUGAACAGAAGUGGGCGUCUUCUGAUGGCAACGCGAGUUUUAGUUUCCAAGUUCCCGCAUCAUCAGCAGGCGUGUUCUCCGAGCCUCCGACUCCCUCCAUGCCAUCUUCCUCUGCAAACGGUCUGCAUCAGCCGGAAGCUGGUGAACAGUCAACCCCUACCUACAGCUUUGGCUCAAACAAGGGCACUAAUUCUGCCCUUGUUUUCUCUUUCCCUUCAACGAGCAGCAGCAGCAGCUCCCUACCAGAUGGGACGUCGAAUCUGAAAUUCAAGUUUGGAUCAGACAAGAGCAGUAGGGUUUCUUUCAGCUCCAUAGGGAAAGACUCUGUGUGCUACUGAGAAAUUCAAUUUGAUGUUCCUAGGACCCUUCUUUUUGUGUUCUUUCCAACUUCCUUUCUACCCCCCACAGUUACUCUUCCAGUUUUGUGAGAAGAAACUAGAAAGUGGUAUCUUGAUGCUUUAUGGCUCAUUCGUAUCCUGAUUUGGUGGGAGAAAGUCUUUCUGAAUGUCUCAUUUGUGUAACUCUGGUAGUAAUAAGAUGAAUGCAAAUUUGGCCAACUUGGGUAAGAGGCUGUCUUGGGUGGACGAAAUGAGUUGCUUGCUAGUUCCCUUUUUCUUGUAUUUAUCUCGAACAAUAUCCAUGAGAAAGAAAAUUCAGUUUCUGCAGGAAGCAAAAGCAUGUGAUUGAUUGAUGC
Molecule: messenger RNA, 2868 nt
Organism: Linum tenue
Lineage: Eukaryota; Viridiplantae; Streptophyta; Magnoliopsida; Malpighiales; Linaceae
Source: the annotation of a GenBank genome assembly